CCGGUGGGGGUGCAGAGUGAAUCUUCGGGAAGAAGCAGAACGAGCUGACAAACCUGCUUUGUCACCUUGCAGGUGCCCUGGCGUACGCCUUGGCACUGCUGGGGAUACCAAGAAGCACUGGUGUCGUGGAGCAGGUGGGGGGAGGGAGGUGACUUGUUGUGUUGGGAUAAUGCUGCCGAGCAGCCGUCGCUGACUGAGGAGAAGGCGGCGGCUUAAUCCGUGGAGAGAUAAAGAUACCCGGGUGUGAGCGCUUUUAAGGCGAAUCAAAGGCUCUGCUGAAGAGAGGGAGACACAUACCGCCGCACUGAGCAUCUACUCAUGUACAAAGUUGGAAACCUGAAUACCCAAAGGAAAUAGGAAAUUUACCGCCAUGAAGUCUCUAGAUGAGCCACCUUACUUAUCUGUGGGCACAGAUGUAAGUGCCAAGUAUAGAGGUGCUUUCUGUGAAGCCAAGAUCAAGUCAACAAAAAGGCUUGUCAAAGUAAAGGCAACAUUCAGACAGGAUUCUUCAACUGUGGAAGUGCCAGAUGAUCAUGUUAAGGGACCCCUAAAGGUUGGUGCUGUGGUUGAAGUAAGAAAUCCAGAUGGAAUUUAUCAAGAGGCUGUAAUAAGUAAAUUAACAGAUGCAAGCUGGUACACAGUUGUAUUCGAUGAUGGAGAUGAAAAGACUUUAAGGCGAUCAUCGCUAUGUUUAAAAGGAGAAAGGCAUUUUGCACAAAGUGAAACCCUUGACCAGCUUCCGCUCACCAACCCAGAACAUUUUGGAACUCCUGUUAUUGGAAAGAAAACAAACAGAGGAAGAAGAUCUAAUCAAAUUCAUGAAGAAGAAUCCUCAUCUUCCUCCAGUGCUGAGGAUGAAAAUGAAUGUGAAACUAGUGAUGAAUUAAUAGGAACAGUUGUUUGUGUAGAUGUUGGAGACAAAAAGAAAGCAACAUGGGUUCCGACAUUAGUAGUUUCUCCAGACUGCUGUGAUGAUAUCACUGUAAAGAAAGAUUUCGUUCUGGUGCGCUCAUUUAAAGAUGGCAAAUUUGCUUCUGUUCCACGAAAGGAAAUUCGCAACAUUAAUGAGAUUUCCACAAAGCAUGAUAUUUUUAAGCAAGCUUUAGACCACGCCCUGGAAUUCUGUAAAAGUAAAACUAUUCCUGCUAAUUGGAUAACGGAAGUAAAGGAGGGGAGUUCAAGCAGUGAAACUGAAGAUGACGAGGAAGAGAAUAAAGAUGAUGAUGAUAAUGAUAGCACUAAUGAAGCAGAGGAAGAAGUCGAACCGUUUCCAGGAGAAAGGGAAAUUUUUAUUCAACAGUUAUACAAAUUUAUGGAAGAUAGAGGAACUCCAAUUAACAAGAGACCUGUACUUGGAUACAGAAAUUUAAAUCUUUUUAAAUUGUUCCGACUUGUCCAUAAAUUGGGAGGAUUUAACAAUAUCGACAGCGGAGCAAUUUGGAAGCAAGUUUACCAAGAUCUCGGAAUUCCAAUUCUUAAUUCAGCAGCUGGAUACAAUGUCAAGUGCGCAUACAGGAAGUAUUUGUAUGGCUUCGAAGAAUACUGCACUUCAGCUAGCAUUUCUUUUCACAUGGAACUGCCUACAAAAGUUGCACAGAAAAUAUGUAAAGAGUGUGUUCAUGAAAAUAAAGUUUCUGUAAAGCAAGAAUCCGAAUCGCAGGGGGAAACUUUUAAAGAAGAAUUUGAUGCAAAACAUGAAACCAUUAAUAAAGAAGUGAAUCUAAAUGAAGUUAAAGAUUCCACAGUUAAAGAAAUUAUAGGAACUUCAUUAUGUAAUGAAAGCAAAGUGAAAGAAGUUGAAGAACAUAUUGCAGUAAAUCAAGAGACGAUACUUGAGGAAUUCACACCAAAAAUUGAAGAGACGAAAAUUACUGACAAACAGGAAAAUGCAGAAGCUGAAAUCAAGACGGAAGAAGAAAUAGAUGAGAACCAGAACAUGGAGAUUGAGAAUGAAGACAGCGCAGAGGGAGAAGAGUUUGAAAGCUACCCAUCGGGCAUGAAAGUCCAAGUGCGGUACGGACGAGGGAAAAAUCAAAAAUUAUAUGAAGCUAGUGUUAAAGAUUCUGAUGUUGAAGGUGGAGAGGUCCUUUACUUGGUGCAUUACUGCGGAUGGAAUGUGAGAUAUGAUGAAUGGAUAAAGGCUGACAAGAUUGUAAGGCCAGCAGAUAAAAGUGUACCAAAAAUAAAGCACAGAAAGAAAAUUAAGAAUAAAUUGGAACACAACAAAGACAAGCCAGAAAGAGGUGAAUGCUCUCCCAAGCAUUGCAGGCUUUUCCCGAGACCUCUGUUUCAACCUAGGGAUCUGGAAAAUGAAUCCACACUAGAUGACCCUGAAAACAAGCACUCAAUACAAGGUCCACCUACAAUGGUUGAAAUAACAUCUAUUUUAAAUGGACUUCAAGCUGCUGAGAAUUCUGCAGAGGACAGUGAAACUGAUCACAGUAGCCUGAAUAUGGACAAAGAAGGAAAAGAAUUUGACAUGAAUCAUAUUGGCUUUGAUAUAAAUCAAAGACUGGAUGACAAUAAAAGCUUCCCAAGAGCAGAGGGAAAUUAUACUGCUGAUGAUCCUAUAAUGGAAGUAAUACCUAGGUCCCCAGUGAAAACAAUAGAAGGUUCUUCAGAUGAUACAGACUAUGAAGUGAAAUCUGUAAGACAAAGUAAAUUUAUAAAGAAUGAUAUUGCGAAGUCACAGGAUAAGCGUGGUAAAAGAAAAUACACAGAAAUUGGGAAGGCAAGGUCCCAUAUUGGAAAUGAAGAGUACUUCAAGUGCAACAAAACAAUUGGUAGACUUGAUGCAGGUAGUAUGACUUCCUCAGAUGAUGAGGAAAAAUCCAAUCCAAAACAUGCAUUAUCAAACAAGUACAAUGGUUUUGACGACAAAAGAAAAUCAAUGCGAACAGGUUUCUAUACAAGUUUCUCAGAAUCACCAGAAAAAAGGAUAAAGCUUUUAAAUAAUUCAGAAGAAAGACUUCGAGCCAAAGACCGCAAAGACGUUUGGUCAAGUAUCCAAGGCCAGUGGCCUAAAAAAACUUUAAAGGAACUUUUUUCAGAUUCUGAUACAGAAGGUGCCACAUCACCAUCAGCUAGGAAUCUAGAUGACACUUCCUCUGUUCAGCAAAGUCAUGAGAACAUUAGAAUGUCUUCAUCUGAAGUGUCCAAACCAGAGAAAGAUAAUGGACUAAAGCCUGUUGAUGAGAGAACUGCUGAAAUGGGUGACAAAAAAAUUGACUUUCCCAGUAGUGGCAGUAACUCUGUAUUGAACACACCCCCAACAACCCCAGAAUCACUUUCAACUUUAAGCGAUUGCCAAAAACAACCAUCAAAAAGUGAUAUUCUAGAUUCUUUAGAACCAAAUCAGGAAGAAGUUCAAAGCAUGAAAAGUGAAACUGAUAGUACAAUUGAAGUAGAUAGUGUUACCUGUGAACUUCAAGAUCUCCAGUACGAAGGGCGGUUUUCACCAACAGGAUUUGAUGCAAGUAUAAGUUCUAAUAGCAGUAACCAGCAAGAACCAGAAAAUAAAGCGAAAAGUCACACCAAUCUGGCAGCUAAUCAGGCUGUUAAUGUGGGAGACAAUAAUACAAAGAAACUUAAAAGAAGCCACAAAUCUUCAGUGCUUCAGAAGAAAAGGAAAACAACAACCAACACAAGUGAUAGUGAAGAUCUUUCUGGUGGUGAAAGCCUUACUAAGAUGCAGUCUGAAAGAUCGAAUGUUGGUUUAAAAUCACAGCCUACCAAAGUUCCACUCAGAGUGCAUUCUCCAGGAAAAUAUGCCAAGACUAGAGAAAAAGAUUUAUUUCAGAAAGAUUAUGCUGAUCGCCUUCCUAAAGUUUACAAAUGGAGUUUUCAAAUGUCAGACCUUGAGAAAAUGACAAGUAUGGAACGCAUUGUAUUCCUCCAGGAAAAACUUCAAGAACUUCGAAAACACUACCUUUCAUUAAAAUCUGAGGUUGCUUCUAUCGAUAGGCGGAGAAAGCGGUGUAAAAAGAAGGAAAGAGAAAGUGCAGUUGUAUCAUCAUCAUCUUCGUCGCCAUCCUCUAGUUCCAUCACUGCAGCUGUCAUGUUAACUUUAGCUGAACCAACAUUGUCAAGCUCAUCGCAAAAUGCAAUGCCAGUAGAGUGCAGGUGACAAGAGGACAGU
Molecule: messenger RNA, 4138 nt
Organism: Xenopus laevis (African clawed frog)
Lineage: Eukaryota; Metazoa; Chordata; Amphibia; Anura; Pipidae
Gene: arid4b.L
Product: AT-rich interaction domain 4B L homeolog
Exons: 24
Coding region: 371-4126 (1251 amino acids)
Biological process (GO): regulation of DNA-templated transcription; DNA-templated transcription; regulation of transcription by RNA polymerase II
Cellular component (GO): nucleus
Molecular function (GO): DNA binding; transcription cis-regulatory region binding
Source: RefSeq, a predicted model, not a curated record